Molecule: messenger RNA, 1971 nt
Organism: Fraxinus pennsylvanica
Lineage: Eukaryota; Viridiplantae; Streptophyta; Magnoliopsida; Lamiales; Oleaceae
Source: the annotation of a GenBank genome assembly
AUGUUUCGAGAAGAAUGGCGGUACCUGCAGCAAUUUUACGUUCGUGUCCCUGUGGAUUGCCUCAUGAAACUCUGCUCUAUCAAUAUAUUUCUUCUUUUCUUCUUCAUUGCCAUGAGUCUUUUUCCUCUGGCUCUUGGUGACUUGAAUUCAGAUAAACAAGCCCUUCUGGCAUUUGCCGCUGCUGUGCCACAUGGUAGGAGGCUCAACUGGAAUCCUGCUAUGCCAGUCUGCAAUUCAUGGAUCGGAGUCAAUUGUACCCCGGAUGCUAACAAUGUGAUUCGUCUGCGGCUUCCUGGCAUUGGACUUAAGGGUCCAAUUCCAGCUAACACGCUUGGAAAGUUGGAUGCUCUGAGGACUCUCAGUCUUCGCUCCAAUCUCCUUAGUGGUAAUUUGCCUCCUGAUAUUCUUUCACUUCCUUCUCUUCAAUACCUCUUUCUCCAACGUAAUAACUUCUCCGGUAAUAUUCCAACUACCUUUUCUCCUCAGCUUACUAUCUUGGACCUAUCAUUCAAUUUAUUUCAGGGAAAAAUUCCCCAAACAAUUCAGAAUUUGACUCGACUUACUGCUUUGAGCCUUCAAAACAAUUCUCUUUCUGGAUCAAUUCCCAAUCUAGCUCCACAGCUCAAACGUUUGAAUCUAAGCAACAACCAUCUUAAUGGCUCUAUUCCUUCGUCUCUACAGAAGUUCCCAAAUUCUUCAUUCAUUGGAAAUUCCUUAUGUGGGCCACCACUAGAUUCUUGUUCACCUUCUCUUCCACCUGCUCCUUCACCAAGUACUUUUCCAGCUCCGCCAAAUGCCCCUCCGAAGCAAAGUUCCAAGAAAAAACUCACUUUGGGAGCUAUUAUUGCCAUUGCAGUUGGAGGAGCCGUAGUGCUAUUUCUUAUAGCACUAGUUUUACUCCUGUGCUACUGUAAGAGAAAGCAAAGUGAUGACAGUCCAGUGCCAAAAGUUAAACCUUCCGUUGGUGGGAGUCGAGAGAAAUCAAGCGAGGAGUUUAGCAGCGGGGUGCAAGCACCCGAGAAGAACAAGUUGGUUUUCUUCGAAGGCUGUUCUUACAAUUUCGAUCUUGAGGACUUGUUACGGGCCUCUGCUGAAGUUCUUGGAAAGGGUAGUUUUGGGACAGCAUACAAAGCCGUCUUAGAGGAGUCGACAACAGUGGUCGUGAAAAGAUUGAAAGAAGUAAUUGUUGGGAAGAAGGACUUCGAACAGCAGAUGGAAAUAAUCGGGAGAGUUGGACAGCAUCCCAAUGUUGUACCUUUACGAGCUUAUUAUUACUCCAAGGACGAGAAGCUCUUAGUCUAUGAUUAUUUUUCAAAUGGCAGCUUGGCAACGGUGUUGCACGGACACAAGACAGCCGGAAGAACACCUCUGGAUUGGGGUACAAGAGUCAGAAUAUCCCUAGGAGCAGCAAGGGGCAUUGCUCAUAUCCAUUCUGUGGGUGGUGCUAAAUUUACUCAUGGAAACAUCAAGUCGUCCAACAUCCUCUUGAAUCAAGAACUGGAUGGUUGUGUAUCCGAUCUCGGGUUAGCCCCUCUCAUGAACUCUCCUGCCACUUCAUCUCGACAGGCAGGAUACCGUGCUCCCGAGGUAAUCGAAACUCGGAAACACACUCACAGAUCAGAUGUGUACAGCUUCGGAGUGGUACUACUCGAAAUGCUUACAGGAAAACAACCGAUUCAAUCACCGGGACGAGAUGAUAUCGUUGAUCUCCCGAGGUGGGUUCAGUCAGUUGUCAGGGAAGAAUGGACGUCUGAAGUUUUCGAUGUUGAGUUAAUGAGGUUCCAAAACAUUGAAGAAGAGAUGGUGCAGAUGCUGCAGAUUGCCAUGGCGUGUGUUGCAAAGGUGCCGGACAUGCGACCAAACAUGGACGAAGUCGUUAGAAUGAUCGAAGAGGUUAGGCUAUCCGACUCGGAGAAUCGUCCAUCUUCAGAAGAGAAUAAAUCCAAGGACUCCAAUGUGCAGACUCCUUGA